This is a messenger RNA of Mangifera indica (mango), 3496 nucleotides long. Its product is annotated as ABC transporter G family member 39-like. Lineage: Eukaryota; Viridiplantae; Streptophyta; Magnoliopsida; Sapindales; Anacardiaceae. Gene Ontology annotation, cellular component: membrane. Gene Ontology annotation, molecular function: ATP binding; ABC-type transporter activity; ATP hydrolysis activity. The record is from RefSeq and is a predicted model, not a curated record. Bases 16 to 3318 code for a protein of 1100 amino acids. The transcript is spliced from 14 exons.
GUGAGUGCAGGAGAAAUGCUGGUUGGACCAGCAAAAGUUCUUAUAAUGGACGAAAUAUCAACCGGAUUGGAUAGUUCGACCACUUUUCAAAUAUGUAAGUACAUGAAGCAAAUGGUUCAUAUUAUGGAUAUAACCAUGAUUAUGACGCUUCUACAGCCAGCACCAGAAACGUAUGAUCUGUUUGAUGACAUUAUCCUACUGUCCGAAGGACAAAUUGUCUAUCAAGGUUCACGUGAGAAAGUUCUUGAAUUCUUUGAAUACAUGGGUUUCAAAUGCCCAGAUAGAAAAGGGGUUGCUGACUUUCUGCAAGAGGUAACUUCCAAGAAGGACCAGGAACAAUAUUGGUGCAGGAAGAACCAACCUUACAGAUUCCUUUCAGCGUCCAGUUUUGUACAAGGUUUUGGUUCCUUCCACAUUGGCCAACAACUUGCAUCAGAUCUUAAUGUUCCUUACGAUAAAUCCAGAGUCCAUCCAGCUGCCUUGGUGACAGAGAAGUAUGGUAUUUCAGACAGGGAAUUGUUUAAGGCAUGUUUUGCAAGGGAGUGGCUGCUGAUGAAGCGCAAUUCAUUUGUUUAUAUUUUCAAGACUACCCAGAUAACAAUCAUGUCAAUAAUUACCUUUACCGUGUUCUUUAGAACAGAAAUGCAUGUGGGUACUUUGCUUGGUGGAGGAAAGUAUUUUGGAGCAUUGUUCUUCAGUUUAAUAAAUGUGAUGUUUAAUGGGAUUGCAGAACUUGCAAUGACUGUUGUCAGGCUUCCGGCCUUUUUCAAACAAAGGGAUCACUUAUUCUUUCCUCCAUGGGCUUUGGCCUUACCUAUAUGGGUCCUUCGGAUCCCAUUAUCAUUUUUAGAAUCAGCAAUAUGGAUAAUUUUAACAUACUACACGAUUGGUUUUGCUCCAGCAGCAAGCAGGUUUUUUCGACAGUUCUUGGCGUUCUUUGGAAUACAUCAGAUGGCUUUGUCCCUCUUUCGGUUCAUUGCGUCUGUUGGAAGAGAAGAAGUUGUUGCAAAAACUUUAGGUACCUUCACAUUGCUACUGGUUUUUGUGCUUGGAGGAAUUAUUGUUGCCAAAAACGAUAUUGGGCCAUGGAUGGCAUGGGGCUGUUAUUUUUCUCCUAUGAUGUAUGGACAGAAUGCUAUGGUUGUGAACGAGUUCCUCGAUAAACGAUGGGACAUACCCAACAAAGACCCCAAUGUUGAUGCACCUACAAUUGGGAAAGUACUUCUUAAAAGUAGAGGUUUCUUCACAGAUGAGUAUUGGUAUUGGGUUUGCAUUGGGGCACUAUUUGCUUUCUCUGUUCUAUUCAACAUCUUAUUUAUAGGAGCAUUGAAUUAUUUAGAUCCUUUUCGUGAUUCAAAAUCCAUUGUUGUAGAGGAAAAUGACGGUAAAAAAAACAAGAAUCAAGCCUCUGAACAACUAGAAAUAGAAGAAAUUCAGAUGACAUCAGAAGUUGUUGGGGUUGCUGAACCUAGAAGAGGAAUGAUUCUGCCCUUCAAACCCCUUUCACUUGCCUUCAACCAUGUGAACUACUAUGUGGAUAUGCCUGCUGAAAUGAAGAGUCAAGCAGUUGUAGAAGAUCGUCUACAACUACUACGAGAUGUUAGUGGUGCUUUUCGACCCGGGAUUUUGACUGCACUAGUUGGGAUAAGUGGUGCAGGGAAGACAACUCUAAUGGAUGUACUAGCAGGAAGAAAGACUGGGGGUUACAUUGAAGGAAGUAUUAACAUUUCUGGCUACCCAAAGAAGCAAGCCACAUUUGCUCGUGUUAGUGGUUAUUGCGAGCAAAGUGACAUUCAUUCACCACAUUUUACUGUGCAUGAGUCUAUCAUAUACUCAGCUUGGCUUCGCCUUUCUCCAAACAUAGAUAAAAAAACAAGAAUGAUGUUUGUUGAAGAAGUUAUGGAGUUGGUGGAGUUGAAACCAUUAAGGGAUGCACUAGUUGGUGUGCCAGGAAAAGAUGGUCUUUCAACAGAACAAAGGAAGAGAUUGACAAUAGUUGUUGAGCUGGUUGCUAACCCCUCUAUUAUCUUCAUGGACGAACCAACAUCCGGCCUUGAUGCUAGAGCUGCUGCAAUUGUAAUGCGUCCUGUGAGAAAUACGGUAGAUACAGGACGAACUGUUGUGUGCACAAUUCACCAACCAAGCAUAGACAUUUUUGAAGCAUUUGAUGAGCUACUAUUGAUGAAAAGAGGAGGGCAAGUCAUUUAUGCUGGACCCCUUGGUCACCAUUCUCAGCACCUCAUAGAAUAUUUUGAGGCUAUACCAGGGGUUCCAAGAAUCAAGAAUGGAUACAAUCCAGCAACGUGGAUGCUUGAGGUCACUCCUUCUUCAGUCGAGAGUCAUCUGGAUAUUGAUUUUUCUGAAAUUUAUGCCACCUCCUCUUUAUAUCAGAGGUGUCAAGAACUUAUUGAAGAGUUUAGUACCCCAGCUCCAGGUUCUGAAGAUCUCUACUUUCCAACCAAAUAUUCGCAAUCGUUUAUUACUCAGUCCCAUGCUUGUUUUUGGAAACAGCAUUGGUCUUAUUGGAGAAACCCCCAAUAUAAUGCUGUCAGGCUUGUCUUGACAGUGUUCAUUGGUUUUCUGUUUGGCCUUAUCUUCUGGGACAAAGGACAAAUGAUAACCAAACAACAAGAUCUGUUUAAUCUUUUAGGAGCCAUGUAUUGUGCUGUGUUUUUCCUUGGAGCUACCAAUGCUUCUGCAGUACAGCCUAUUGUUUCUAUUGAGAGGACAGUUUUCUACCGUGAAAGAGCAGCUGGCAUGUAUUCUGCACUUCCUUACGCAUUUGCUCAGGUGGCUGUAGAGACAAUAUAUGUGACCAUUCAAACUAUUAUGUACACUCUUAUCCUUUACCCCAUGAUUGGAUUUGAGUGGCAAGUGGGAAAAUUUUUCUUAUUCUUCUACUUCAUGUUGAUGAGCUUUAUCUACUUCACACUGUUUGGAAUGAUGAUUGUCGCACUGACUCCAAACCAUCAAAUCUCUGCCAUACUUAUGUCUUUCUUCCUUAAUUUCUGGAACUUGUUCUCUGGAUUUCUCCUUCCAAGAGUGCAAAUUCCUGCUUGGUGGAGGUGGUACUAUUGGCUUUCUCCUGGGGCAUGGACAAUUUGCGGUCUUGUCAGUUGUCAAUUAGGUAAAAAAGACGAUGUUUUAGAGAUCCCUGGAGCUAAUAUGAAAAUAACAGUGAAAGAAUUCCUUAAAGAGGGUUGGGGAUUAGAUUAUGAUUUUCUUCCAAUUGUUGCUUUGGUUCAUAUUGGUUGGGUUCUCCUUUUCUUCUUUGUGUUUGCUUAUGCCAUUAGAUUCCUCAACUUCCAAACUAGAUAGCCAUCCUAGUGCCUACUCUCAAUUUCCAUUUCCUCUUAUUUUUCAAUUUCCAUGUGUAUUGUUGCUCUUAUACCCAAUAGUUUGUUAUAGCAAUAGGUGGACAAACUUAUACAUAAACAAUGAUAUGUCACCAUGUGAUCGAAUGAUUUAAAAUUAAAAAUUAAACAAUAUCCAAUCA